CAACUAUGUUAAAUAUGGCUUGACGUUUCUUGGCUCUUUGACAUGCCCUGUCUGAUUCGCUUCAUCUCUUGUCCUACCCGUACCACCAUCACGGCUCGUGAAUGCAGUCAUGGCGAACAUGGAUGAGGGGCAAAUACCCACUUCGCUGGAGGAAGUAGAAGCGUUGAUUCUCCAGUUGUAUCAGCCUGGAGCAUCAGAGAAGGUUUCAAAGACCCAAGAAACCUUGCAAAAACUCCAGCGAUCUCCUGAAGGAUGGCAGCUGGCAAAUAGUCUGCUUGGAAAUAAGGCAGAAAGUGUAAGAUUCUUUGGGGCACUCACUUUCAUUGUCAAACUCAACACCGAUGCAAAAUCUUUGAAUGACGAUGACGCCCAAGCCUUGCUUGGGACUCUCAUCGGCUGGCUGAUACGUUGUCUUGAAAAUGGUGAGGGUGCACUUGUCAUAAGGAAACUUUGCUCGACUUUAGUUGCGUAUUUCCUUCAAUUCUCUGUGUCCUGGACCAGAUGCGUCAAACAUCUCAUGUAUUGCCUCUGUACCGAUCAGGUCACACCUUACGGCACUAUUGAAGAGUCGCCUGAGACUGCGUUUCUUAUACAGAAUAUUACCGCCAAUAAGGCGAUUAUAAUCCUUUGGUUCGCUGCCAACCUCGUUGAAGAGGUUGGGAAGACGGAUUCCAGUUCUAUGAAGCAACAUAGAUUUCAUCGGCGAGUAGCACCAAAUGCUGACGACAUUGUCCCAUUAAUCCAGAAAUAUAUCUCAGACAAUUCUUCAGGCGCUGAUAGCAAAGUUCGUCAGGAGGCGAUGCGAUGUUUCCAGGCAUGGGUGUCCUAUUCACAUCGGGCUUUCGUUGAUGACGAGAUCGUCCUUGAUCCUCUACAGACUUUGACAAAGCCAGCUAUCAUGUGUCUCGUGGAUGACACUUUGUAUGAGACUACCGUGGAACUCUUCUCGGACGUACUUGCAAAUUACUCAAAGUUCCUUCGCAAGGAAGAUUUCACGCUUCUCUACUCGAUCUUUAGCAGCCCUUGGGCUCAGGAGCGAUACGAGCGAUUGGUCAAAGGCGAUUAUGACUUUGACUCACUCCAAUUUGGUCUUUUCCUGAUCGCCUUUGGCGAUGCAACUGUCGAGGACCUUAUUAAACAGGCUGAUAGCGAUGCUCAAUGCGAACAUGUCCUCUCGGCUCUCUGCGGCCUUCUCGGUGCAGAAGGGUAUGCCGUCUAUGAGGAUAAGGUCUUCGUUCCCGCAUUGGAGUUUUGGAAUACCCUUGUAGAAACUAUGCUAGAUCAUACCUACUCCCAACUUGGAACACACCCAUCUUGGCUUGCGGGGCCGAUGCGAUACGUCAUGCAAGCCAUCCAAAAGUGUUGGAAAAAGAUACAGUUCCCACCUCCCCAUGAAUUUCGUUCUUGGGACUCAGUGGAUCGAACUGGAUUCAAAGAUGCUCGAAGAGAUGUGGGAGAUAUACUCGAAAGUUACUAUCUCGUGGCUGGAAUUCCAAUACUCGAUGUCUUUAUCGACCUAUCUCGACAGUCUAUCAAUGCCGGAAAUUGGGCUGAACUUGAGGCAUCUCUAUACUGUCUAACUCGGUUCUCCGAUUGCCUAGCCAGUGACAAGAGGUGUGACGAAUACUUGCACAAGAUCUUCGAGCCCUCUUUAUUCGCGGUGUUCACAAAUCCACCGACUGAGAUCCCUGUCCAGACCAUGAAAACCUUCCUUGCUUUAUUCUCUGGAUAUCCGGACUAUUUUCAGAGGCAUACGGAUAACCUGCCAUCUGCACUGAAUAUUGCAUUUGGGACUAUCAGUACCCCAGCCUUGGCAAAGUCGGCGUCAAAUGCAAUCGUCAAGCUCUGUUCGGAUUGCCGAACUGUUCUCAUCCCUGAAUUGCCCGCAUUCCUCCAGCAGUUCAGUAACAUUACUCACGCUUCUCUAGAUAGCAAUGUCAAAGAGGGGAUCUUGGAAGGCAUAGCCUCAAUAAUCCAGGCUCUCCCCAUCGAGAGAGCUAAGGUCGCACCGUUAGGACAACUUCUGCAUUUCGUCGAAGCAGAUGUUGAGCGAUGCCUAAGUCUCAUCUCCCAGCAGCCAGCCGCAGAUCUUUCGACUCUGAAUACCUCCAACAUUCCACCUAACUAUGACACCGCUUUGGAACUUGGCCUCAUGGCUUUGAGAUGCCUUGCGAGCAUUGCAAAGGGAAUUCAAGUUCCAACGGAUAAACCGGUUGAUCUGGAGAAAAAGACGACAACACCUCCUUUCUGGACUACUGGCGAAGGUUCGGUUAUUCAGCAACGCAUCAUCUCGGUGAUUGUUAGGACGUAUGAUGCCCUUUACUUCCGUAGCGAAAUUGUCGAUGCUGCUUGCUGUGUCUUCCAAAACGGGUUUGUAGAGAUAGAACCUGGGCCAUUCGUAUUUCCCCCUAUAACUGUGGCCCAGUUCUUGAUCAAAUCGGGCCCCCUCACCCCACAACUUGGAACUGUUAUCAAAACAGCAUGUUCUCUCAUCAGCUCCCAUAGAUCGGAUGACCGUAUCGACGAGGUUAUUAAUGCAUUACUGAAUUGGAUUGCUCAGCUGCUACAGAACCUAGGCGAGCCAAGCAAUGACCCCGAAAUUGCCCAAAAUGGGAUUGAUUUGCUAUACCGCCUCAUUCCGACCUACGUGAACAACCUUCUGAGCCAUCAGCCUUCGUCAUUGGAAUUUCUCUUCGUAUUUACUCUCAAAGCUCUCACUGGAAGUGACCCGCUGCCGAAAAUUUCUGCCGCGGACUUUUGGAGUGCUUUUGUUAGUCUCCAGAACCAGGAAUUUCCCUUGCAAGGAUCUAUAGAUGCUGCACUUCAACAUCUAGGGCCACUCCUCGCACAGGCGCUCAUCUACAAUAUCGGUGGCAAUGCUGCACGUAGCGAUUUGGACAAGCUCUCGGAGCCGCUCAAGAAGCUUGUUGUCCGCCAGGUUCAGGCUAAAAGUUGGCUUGAGGCUGCACUGCUCGGCGAUAAUUUCCCUAGUAACAAGGUUACGGACAAAGAAAAGAUGACUUUCUUGCAGAAAGUAGUGAAUCUUCGUGGAGCUAGAGGUACGAAUCAAGUUGUCCGCGAAUUUUGGCUGGCAUGUCGUGGAUCGAAUUUCGCAUAUGCCUCAUGAGGUCGCAGUUCACUGCACGGGAUGCGUGCUGGAGAGGUCAGAGGCCUACGAGAUUGCAAUAAUGGAGACAGGAUUAUGAUAAUAGCAUGGCCCCUAUGGUCUACGAGUGUACUCGAAACAAAGAUGAUGAGAAGCAGACAUUGAGAGCUUGUAAAUUGACUGAUUCAGCAAACUUUUCAGUUCAAGAAAGCUCGGAUGAAGUACAAAGCCUGCACUUCGAAUGCAGAGAUAGAAUAGAAUAA
This is a messenger RNA of Amorphotheca resinae ATCC 22711, 3369 nucleotides long. RefSeq lists its product as hypothetical. The coding region runs from base 110 to 3127 and encodes 1005 amino acids. The record is from RefSeq and is a predicted model, not a curated record. Lineage: Eukaryota; Fungi; Ascomycota; Leotiomycetes; Helotiales; Amorphothecaceae. Gene Ontology annotation, biological process: protein import into nucleus. Gene Ontology annotation, cellular component: nuclear membrane; cytoplasm. The transcript has 8 exons.